Molecule: messenger RNA, 3540 nt
Organism: Saprolegnia diclina VS20
Lineage: Eukaryota; Oomycota; Saprolegniomycetes; Saprolegniales; Saprolegniaceae
Product: TKL protein kinase
Exons: 32
Coding region: 1-3540 (1179 amino acids)
Biological process (GO): protein phosphorylation
Molecular function (GO): ATP binding; protein kinase activity; protein binding
Source: RefSeq, a predicted model, not a curated record
AUGUGUCUUGCGGAAGCCGUUGAACGAGGCGAUACGGCGGCCGUGGCCGAGCUCCUCCAUGACGGCGCCGAUCCCAACAGCCGCAACAAGAUAGGUGAGCCUGCGCUCUUCGUCGCAGCGAUGGAAGGACAUGUUGACAUCGCCGAGAUGCUCCUCAACGCCGGCGCCACCGUCGACUUGGAGACACCGAGAGGCGCAACAGCGCUCAUGAUCUCACCCGCCAGUGGCUCUGUCGAUCUCGUCAAGUUGCUUUUGAAGCAUGGCGCCAACGUCAACCACAGCAACGGGGAUGGAACGACACUGGCUGCUGCAGUGCAGCUCGGCCUCGACGAGAUUGUCCAAGUGCUUCUGACUGCAAAAGCCAACGUCAACGACAACAACACCUAUAUCAAGGCAUCGCCGAUCGUGGUGGCAGCGGAGAGAGGCUUGCUAGCCAUGGCCUCUCGACUGCUCGAUGCUGGCGCCAACCUGCAUAGCGUCGACAAGGAGGGGUAUGGGGCGGUCUUUCACGCUGCCAACCGUGGCCACGCCGACAUGAUUCGCUUUCUCGUCUCCAAGGGAGCUGAUCCAAACGCGACUGCACCGAACGGAGUCGGACCUUUGUACGCUGCUUGCAUGCGAGGCCAUGUCGCCGCAGUGGCCGCCUUGCUGCAAGCUGGUGCCAAUGUCAACCACCCCGACGCCGAUCCGUGCAUCAUCCCUGCAGCCUUCUACGACCGCUCGGAGAUCAUGUCGCUGCUGCUCAGUCACGGUGUCGACGUGAACGCAGUGGAUUUCACGUUUGGUGGCACGGCCCUGUAUGCAGCGGCCUUUAAUGGCCACGCAGACGUCGUGCGUCAGCUAGCGUAUGCGAGAGCCGAGCUCGACAAACCAGCCAGAAAUGGGUUGACGCCAGUCAUGGUGGCUCGUGACAACCGCGUCCUACAGGUCCUUCACGACGUACGCACCAAGAAAAUGGAGCUGCUGCAUGCAGUGCGCCACGGCAACCUGGCUGCUGUUCGAGCGCUGCUGGCCGAGGGCUUGAGCGUCAACGAGAGAGACAAGCACGGCAAUACGCUCGUUCACUUGGCGCUGCUUGGUCACCACGAUGCACUUUUGGCCGAGCUCUUGAGAGACCCCGCUGUCGACACGAGCUGCGUCAACAAGUUCCAUGAGUCACCUACAGCCAUUGCCGCCAAGUUGGGGGUCCAGUCUCUCAUCGAGAAGCUGCACCAAUGCAAGACCAAACCGGUGGUUGAGGUGGCGGCUCGCUCGAUGGUGCAUCUUCAAGAAGUCGGCCGUGGUGGCUACGGCAUCGUCUUCAAGGACACGCUCUUUGGCCAAGAGGUCGCUGUCAAGAUGCUUGUGAACAGCAGCAACAAGGCCGAGAACCUCCGCUACGAGAUCGAAAUUCUCAAAAACAACCCGUCGCCGUACCUUGUGCGGCUACUUGCGACGGCGGAUGCCGCCUCGGAUGCGCCGCAGCUCUUCUUUGAGUACAUGGACGGCGGCAACCUCACGUCGUACCUUGAGAUGCUGGCCAACGACGAACCUGUGCCCGUGGUAUACACGCCCAUUGAGAUUCUCUGGGUCGUCGCCAACGCUCUUCACGACCUCCACGCCAAGAACGUCGUCCAUCGCGACAUCAAGCCCGACAACAUCCUCCUCUCAUCGGUCCACUACAUCAAGGUGGGCGACGUCGGUAUCGCCAAAGAAGAGUCGAAGUACAUGACGACGGGGGCUGGCACCAACAAGUGGCGCGCGCCCGAAGUGCUGACGUCCGGAAGUCGCUACGGCACACCCGCCGACAUUCACUCGUUUGGGAUUCUCCUCCGGACGCUGUACCCUAACCCUACCGAUGCGAGCACCGAGUGGGCCCAAGCUCUCGCAGCGGAUUGCACGGCAGUUGACCCAUCGCGCCGUCCGACGGCGGCCAAGAUCGUCGGUCUAUUGCGUCCAAUGUUGCAAGCACAACCGCACCUCGUGCCGUCGAUGCAUGCCUUUGAGCGAGACCGAGCGGCGGGUCUUCAAGUCCUCGAGGCCAUUUCGAUGCCCUCUGACGUCGAAGACGCGAUGCCAGCCAUGCCCGCGGCGCCAAUCAUGUCCUCGAGAAUCGGGCGGCCCCAGAGCUCUCUCACUCCAGAGGAGGCGCUGCACGCGGCCGUUGAAACCGGCAAGUUCGAUGACGUUCGCGCCUUGCUGGCGAGUGGUGUUCACCCCGACUGCGCAACCAAUGGGAUGGAAACACCGCUGAUGAAAGCGAUACAUUUUGGCCACAGCGACAUUGUGAACUUGUUGCUCGAAUACCGUGCUGACGUCAACAGCGCUACCCAUCUGGGUAUGACAGCGUUGCAUGCCGCAGCGAGUAGCGGCAGUGACUUCAUCAACCAACUGCUCCGCGUUGAAACCAUCAACGUUAAUGCAAAGACCAACAAGCAACAAACGCCAUUGCAUGCUGCGAUUGCAGCCGGGCACUUGGCCAAUGUCAUCACCCUCUUGGACGCGGGCGCCGACCUCGAAGCUGCCUCUGAGGAGAUGCAGCGACCGUUGCAUUAUGUAGCGAUGUACGGCGGCAAGGACAUUGCAGCCGUCCUUCUCGCGCGCCACGCCCGGACCUCGGAGCGCGACAAGAGUGGCGACACUGCGCUGCAUCUUGCGAUUCGGCACAAGCACGGUGACGUGGCAGCACUCGUCGUCGAGGCCGGAGCCGAUAUCAGCGCCCUCUCGAAAGGGCAGAGUCCGAUGCAUAGCGCCUGCCAACAUGGUGUCACCGACGUCAUCCCGGCCCUGAUCGCCCGAGGCGCCGACGUCAACUCCCAGUUCAACUUAACGUCGCCGCUGAUGAUGGCAACUCAUCACAAUCGCGCAGACGUGGUUCGGGCGCUUCUACAGUCACCCGACAUUGAUAUCAACCGGCCCAACGCUCAUGGGUUCACUGCCUUGCACGUUGCGGCGUCCACGAAGUGUUACGACAUCGUUCGGACCCUGCUGCACGCCGGCGUUGAUGUCGACCAUCGGGAUUUGGUGGCGGGUGUGUGGGCUAUUCAAUUGGUCAAACCAGAGAAAGACCGCGCCAUGCUCGACCUGCUUCGGCCUGCAUACGAGCACCGAGAGCGGUUGCUGGAAGCGAUGCGUUUGGCAGACGUCGGGCGCCUUGCGUAUCUUCUGGAGCAGCCCUAUAGCUGCAAUAUCAAGGACAAGCUUGGGUGCUCGCUGGUGCAUUUGGCGGUGCUUGCAGAUAAUGAAGCGAUGCUCGACAUGCUUCUCGCCGAGUCCCGCAUCCGUUUGGCGACUCUGAACAACGAAAAGAAGACACCGCUGACCAUUGCCAUCGAGCGCGGCUCUACCUCGAUGGCCAAAAAGAUCUUCGAUCGGACGCUCCAUUCGGUGGUCGAGAUCUCGGCCGCCGAGUAUGUCGAGACCAAGACGGCGCUUGGCGUCGGUGCCUUUGGUGUCGUCGUCCUUGGCAAGUACGAAGGGCAAAAGGUUGCCGUCAAGAAGUUCCGACGCGCCGAUUAUCUCAAGUCGUUCGAGGCCGAAGUCAACGCCCUCCUUGCGUAA